GGGCUUGCUGGAGGCAGCUGUGGGGGUCCCUGGGCGCCCUCCCCUGCGCCCUGCCUCCCCCUCCCGACCGUUCUCUGUCCACUGGUGCAGGGGAAGUUGGAGCUCAAGAGCAUGGACUUGAAGCCGGGGAUGGCCCUGAAAAUUAAGGGCAAGAUCGCGGAUGACUGUGCCGGUUUCGUGAUUAACCUGGGCCAGUCGGCUGAUCAUGUGAACCUGCAUUUCAACCCGCGCUUUGGGGAGGACUGCAUCGUCUGCAACAGCAAGCAGGGCAGCCACUGGGGGCAGGAGCAGCGGGACAGCCACAUGUGCUUCAAGAAGGGGGAUGAGGUCAAGAUCACCGUGACCUUCGAGAGCAGCGAGUUCAAGGUCAAACUGACUGAUGGGCACGAGCUGAGUUUUCCCAACAGGCCGGGGGACAGCCACCUGAGCUACCUGGGGGUAGAGGGUGGCCUGAGCAUCACCUCCAUCAAGUCUGAAUGAGCCCCCGGCCCUGCGCUGGGGCAGGGGACCCCCGAGCAUGGCAGGAUCAGGGGACCCCUUCCCCACCCUCCCCGAGAUGGAGCAAGGACAGAAGAAAGUGCCUGGGGGCUGGAGCGACUGUCAGCAUAUAGGACGCUGGCCUUGCACGCAGCCCCCCUGGGAGUCCCUGAGCUCCCCGGAAGUGAUCCCUGAGCACCGCUGAGGGUGGCCCAAAACCCAAAUUGAAAAGAAAAAGAAAGAGCCUUUAUCCAGUUUAACCGAGUCAGCGUGGUUUGUGCAGCGGAAGGACCCAGCAAUCUUAGGGCACUGCAGGGGAAACUGAGGCCCGAGGACAAAAGACGGCGAGUGGGGCUGGAGUGAUGCCACAGCGGGGAGAGCGUUUGCCUUGCACACGGCUCACCCAGGUUCAAUCCCUGGCAUCCCAUAGGGUCCCCCGAGCUCUGCCAGGGGUUAAUUCCUGAGUGCAGAGCCAGGAGGAACCCCUGUGCAUUGGCAGAUGUGACCCAAAAGCAAAAAAAAAAAAAAAAAAGCGUGUGCGUGGGGGGAGGGAGGGGCGGGAGUGCUCCCCAACCUGGCCCAGCACCCAGGGGCGGCUCCACGAG
This is a messenger RNA of Sorex araneus (European shrew), 1082 nucleotides long. It is a transcript of the gene LGALS2, whose product is annotated as galectin 2. The record is from RefSeq and is a predicted model, not a curated record. Gene Ontology annotation, molecular function: carbohydrate binding. The coding region runs from base 112 to 480 and encodes 122 amino acids. Lineage: Eukaryota; Metazoa; Chordata; Mammalia; Eulipotyphla; Soricidae. The transcript has 3 exons.